Messenger RNA from Fusarium graminearum PH-1, 1580 nucleotides. RefSeq lists its product as uncharacterized. NCBI's taxonomy places the organism in Eukaryota, Fungi, Ascomycota, Sordariomycetes, Hypocreales, Nectriaceae. Gene Ontology annotation, molecular function: 6-phosphogluconolactonase activity; protein binding. The transcript has a single exon. The record is from RefSeq and is a predicted model, not a curated record. The coding region runs from base 226 to 1410 and encodes 394 amino acids.
CCGCAUUCAGCCUCCUUUCAUCUUAAACCCAUCUCAUCCCCGUCAUUUCUAUUCUUGUUUACUUUAAAGAUUGGACUGGUUCCUGAUCUUAGUUCUCUAUCAACUCUCGUUUACUUGAUACCCACCCGACAUUGACUGUCGACUACUGUUUUGUAUAUCACAUCUACCUACACAAAGAUCAACCACAUCCUAAUGAUCUGAAACGAAACGAUACAUCACAUCAUCAUGAAGUUCACUUCUACUGGCCUCAUGGCCUCUCUCGCUGCUUCAGCUUCAGCUUCUGCCCUUCCCCAAUUCGCUCGCAGCUCAUACCCUGCCCCUUCGGCAUCGGCAUCUUCUCCUGCCCGCAUCCUCCUCGGAAACCCUGGUCACAUCUACGUUGCCGACUUUACUCCCAAGACGGGCAAGUUUGAGAUUAGCAUCAACGAGACCAUUGAGGGUGGAAACUCGUGGAUGGCCUUUGCCAAGCCCAACUUGCUCUAUGCCGUCGAUGAGAACUCGAACGAGCUGCGUCUGUUUAACCUGGACCUCAAGACUAAUGAACUCAACCUUACAACUAAGAAGACCGCCAGCACUGGUGUUGUUCAUCUCGAGUUCAACUCUGACAAGAGUCGCAUGGUCGGUGCUGCUUACGGAAACGGUACUAUUGAUGUCUGGAACACGAAGGACGGUGGUCUGGAACUCAUCAAGACUAUCAAGUCUCCCGGCAAGCUUGGUCCCAACAAGGAGCGCCAGGAUGCUUCCCACCCUCACCAGGCCAACCUCGAUCCUUCAGGCCGCUACUUCGCCGUCAACGAUCUCGGUACCGAUUCUGUCGUCCUCAUCGACUCCAAGAACGACGCUUUUACAGAUAAGAACAUCCCUAUCGAGGCUGGCUGUGGUCCUCGCCACGGUGUCUUUUACCCUCGUGGUCAGGACAAGGCCACCCAUUACAUUAUCGCCUGCGAGCUGAGCAACCAGGCCCUCGUCUACUCGGUCACCUACGAGGCCAACACUCUUGCUUUCAAGCACUACCAGUCCAUCUCUACCUACGGCAAGGAUGCUCCUGCCAAGGAUAUCAAGAAGGCUGCCGUUGGCGAGAUCAUCCUUGCUCCCAACAACAAGGAUGUUUACAUCUCCAAUCGUCUCUCAGGACAAAAGACCGACUCUAUCGCUCGCUUCACCAUUGCCGAGUGCGGAACCCUGACUUACGCCGAGACCGUCUCCUCUGGUGGUCUCCUACCCCGCAUGAUGAGUUUCAGCUUGACCGCUAAGCACAUCUUUGUCGGCAACCAGGAUGGCACCAACGGUCUUGUUGCCCUGAAGCGUGGCUCUGAUGGCAAGCUUGUUGAGAAGCCCGUCGGCAGCCUCCCUGGUUCUGUGUUCGGCGAACCUCAAUUCGGACCUCAGUACGUUCAGCAGAUCGCCUAAAAUGGUUGAUCUGCAAGCCAACGUUAACAAAUCUUCUUCUUCUUCUUGUUUCAAUGGCGCUUUUGGUGUUUCUUGGGCUUGUAGGAUAUAUCCUGGAUCUGCCCUUGGAUAGUGAAAAGGGCACGAUUAUUUUCCAAAAUAUGUUUUAGCAUUAUACUUCGUCAAUUGAC